Messenger RNA from Caenorhabditis sp. 36 PRJEB53466, 701 nucleotides. Lineage: Eukaryota; Metazoa; Nematoda; Chromadorea; Rhabditida; Rhabditidae. The record is from the annotation of a GenBank genome assembly.
AUGAUGAGGUCCUUCUGGCUCCUUCUUCCCGUUCUCCUUCUUCUUCUCGGAGCACUUGCUGACAUUGAUAACACCGAGAAGGCGCGUCUGUCCAGAGGGACCAAGUACAGGUGGGCAGGUAUUGGCACCGUCCAUCCGGUCACUUCUUCUUCCAGUGCUUCCUACCGCACCACCGAAUACACCCGAUCCGCCAGGUCUUACGUGUUCAGAAGUGCGGUCAGGGCGAACGUCAUCAAGAAUCCCUCUUUGCCUAUCAAGUACAUUCCUCCUACCGUAUAACCUCCCACCAACUUCAUCUUCAGAUACAACGACGUCAACUACUACUGGUACGGUAGAUAUUCGUACGACGCGAGUCGGCCGCAGAAGUGCGAGUACGUCUUCGAUGAGGCCGAUCUGACAGCUCUGAACGCGACGUUGCCGGACGGAUCUAAGCCUCCGUCCAUCCAGUACGGCUGUCUUUCGUUCGAGGAGUGCUGCGGAAUGGAGUGCUGCGGGGACAGUCGCACUUCCACCCUCUUCAUCUUGUAAUUCACUUUUGUUUCAGCUUUUGUAGUUUUCGUUUGUUUUUCAGGGGACUGAUCUGCAUUCUGAUGGCCAUCUUUCUGGCUUACAACAAGUACAGAGCAAUUGUGGCCCGUCGCGACCCAGAUCAGAUUCCGAUCGUCAGAAAGAACCCGGAAGUGCAGGUCACUCCAGUCUGA